ACAUGCAACACACACACAAAAGAAAUUCAGUAUAUUUUGACGUUUCAAGAGUGUGUUGUUAUUUGUUGUGACGGAUUUGUACAAGUCAUGAGCGGAUGUCCGUAUUUUGAGAGGAGACAUUUGUUGUUUCAAAACCAACCUCUGGAGCAGAAAGAAGAGCAAGAUGCCUCUCAGUCAGGCGUCAACAAGGCCAGUAAAGGAGGCAUCAUCUAUGGAGACUACCUCAAGCUGGAUAAAAUUGUUACGGCCCAGGUGCUGCAGAGCGAGCUGAAGGGCAACAAGAUUCAUGAUGAGCACCUCUUCAUCGUCACCCAUCAAGCGUAUGAGCUGUGGUUUAAACAGAUUCUCUUUGAGCUGGAUUCAGUCCGCCAGAUCUUCAUUAAUGGACACGUGCGAGAUGAACGCAACAUGCUCAAAGUCAACACUCGCAUUCACAGAAUCGUGAUAAUCUUCAGGCUGCUGGUGGAGCAGUUUGCCAUCCUGGAGACAAUGACAGCCUUGGACUUUUUCGAUUUCAGGGAAUAUCUGUCUCCAGCUUCUGGCUUCCAAAGCCUUCAGUUCCGACUCCUGGAGAACAAGAUUGGAGUCCCCGAUAACCUGAGGGUGCCAUACAACAGACAGCAUUACCGUGACAUCUUCAAGGGUCGUGACGGCGAAUUGCUGCUCGCCGCCGAGCAAGAGCCCACACUCUUGAAACUGGUCGAGGAGUGGCUGGAGAGAACCCCUGGCCUGGAAACAGAUGGUUUCAACUUUUGGGAAAGUCUGGAGAGCAACAUCUUUAAUGGCCUUGAUAAGGAAGAGCAAAACAUUGAGCAAAUGUCUGACUGUGAGGCGAAAGAGGAGAUGAUGGCUGAGUUGCUGAAGCAGAAGGAAGUGUUCACUUCCUUGUUUGACAUCAAGCGUCACGAGCAUCUGCUCAGUAAAGGUGAGAGGCGGCUGUCUUACAAAGCUCUGCAAGGCGCUCUCAUGAUCUACUUCUACAGGGAGGAGCCCAGGUUCCAGGUUCCAUUCCAGCUGCUCACCUCCCUCAUGGACAUUGACAUGCUCAUGACAAAAUGGAGAUACAAUCACGUAUGCAUGGUGCACCGGAUGAUUGGCAGCAAGGCAGGCACGGGGGGCUCGUCCGGAUACCACUACCUGAGAUCCACUGUCAGUGACCGCUACAAGGUUUUUGUGGACUUGUUCAACCUGGCUACAUUCCUGGUACCUCGCCACUGGGUGCCCAAGUUGAACCCCAAUGUCCACACCUUCCUCUACACAGCCGAGUGCUGCGACAGCUCCUACUGCAGCAGCGAGGACUCAGACUAGCACAGAAAACGACAAGAAAACCAUACAAACACACACACAAAAAGACUCUCGCGUCUAUCUUGUUUCUCUUUCCAUACAAUCACUGUGUUGACAGUUUUCCACUGUGCACCGAUGACGAGCCUCCUUCUCUCGACUGAAACGUUCGCUCAGUACAAUUUGGCCGUCCCGUGAGGAUGUAAAUAUAAUUACUAUUCAAGAGAAUCAUGGUGGUCAGCAUUUCAAGCAAUUUUCACAACGUGGAAAUCAAGAAAAUAUGUGUAUAUAAUGUCAAUAUCAUGCACGCUCACUAGACAUAACAUUAGGCGCACUUGCACCAAUAAGAUCCAAGAAUUCAAGUGGAGAAUUCAGCAUAGCUCACUCUUGAAUCAAUAUGUCAAAUAUCACCUGUAACAUACUUUCUAAUUUCUUGGUUGCUUUAUUUCGUGAGAUGAGCGUCAACAUCUUAGGAACAGCCCUCGGAAUAAGGCACCACCGCAACCAAGCAUACAGGUGUACCUAAUUGUGUGUCCGGUGAGAGGAAGCGUUAAAUUUACAUGCUUAAUAUAUUAUUUUUUUAUGCAGCCAGUUAUAUAAUCUUUGCAUAUGGAGCUGUACAAUUUGGUCAUACAUAUUUGUUGUUCAUAGAGUUUGUAUUAUAAGUGUUUAUGCAUACCUAAAUAAAGCCCAGCACUGA
Messenger RNA from Hippocampus comes (tiger tail seahorse), 1981 nucleotides. RefSeq names its product tryptophan 2,3-dioxygenase a (gene tdo2a). The record is from RefSeq and is a predicted model, not a curated record. The transcript is spliced from 13 exons. Gene Ontology annotation, molecular function: metal ion binding; heme binding; L-tryptophan 2,3-dioxygenase activity. Lineage: Eukaryota; Metazoa; Chordata; Actinopteri; Syngnathiformes; Syngnathidae. Bases 88 to 1308 code for a protein of 406 amino acids.